UUUAAAGCUGCCUCUCGUAAAAGGAAACUAAGAGAUUCUCCGAUAAUUUGUGAAAACAGAAAUGAACAAGUCAUAAAAAAGCCAAAAGCCGAUCAUCUGGAUGAGUCAGAACCCCAAAGACAAUGGGAGAGGCAAGAGAUGCUUGUGAAGAAGCUGCAAAAUACAUUCCCUGGAUUGGAUGAAGAGGAACUGAGAGAUGUACUUCAGGAACAUAACUGGGUGUUUCAUGAAGCACUAGAGGCCCUGAGAGCAUUUGCAGAUGGUGAUGAGGACAUGGAAUUUCCUCCCAAAAGUGAAGCUUCUGACUGGACCAAAGCUUCCACCAAGAACACAACUGAUGAGAGUAGAGAGAAGCCGAAGCAGAAAUCUUCUGGGAAAGAUCAGAAUGGCUUUCAGAAAAAGGACAAAGGCAAAAGUAGCAUUUGGAGCACUAAAAGUGAAACUGAAGACUCGGAGGACGAGUCAGCUUCCGAAGAGGGUGGUAGCUCCCUUGACGAGGACUACAGCAGCGGCGACGAAGUGAUGGAGGAUGGCUACAAAGCGAAAAUCCUCAGCUUCCUGCAGGAUGCUUCCCCGAGCGAACUGAGUUUGAUUCCCCAGUGUUCUCAGAAAAAGGCUCAGAAGAUAAUAGCGCUCCGGCCCUUUAACAGCUGGGAGGCUCUGUUUACAAAAAUGACUAAGACUACUGGUUUGUCAGAAGACAUAGUAUGGAACUGCAAGAUACUGCUGAAGGAGAGAGACGUGGUGCUAAAGCUCAUGAAUAAAUGUGAAGAUAUUUCAAAUAAACUGACAAAACAAGUAACCAGGAUUACUGAAGAUGGAGGAUGUGGAUGGAACAUAGAGCAACCCUCUAUUCUGAAUCAGAGUUUGGAACUCAAGCCGUACCAGAAGAUUGGUUUGAACUGGUUAGCACUGCUGCAUAAACAUGGAUUGAAUGGCAUAUUGGCUGAUGAAAUGGGUUUAGGAAAAACAAUUCAAGCUAUUGCAUUUCUAGCUUAUCUCCAUCAAGAGGGCAAUAGGGGUCCCCAUUUGAUAGUUGUGCCAGCUUCAACGUUAGAUAACUGGAUAAGAGAAGUUAAUCUGUGGUGUCCUGAACUGAAUGUCCUUUUUUACUAUGGAUCCCAAGAAGAUCGGAGACAUCUCAGGGCAGACAUUAAUAAUAAAGUUGUCGAUUUCAAUGUGAUUAUAACUACGUACAACUGUGCAAUUAGUAGCUCAGAUGAUCGAGGACUGUUUCGCAGGUUGAAGCUUAACUAUGCAAUUUUUGAUGAAGGUCAUAUGCUCAAGAACAUGAGCUCUAUACGCUACCAGCACCUUAUGACAAUUAAUGCAAAGAAUCGCUUACUGCUAACAGGGACUCCAGUUCAAAACAACCUGUUGGAAUUGAUGUCCCUCUUGAAUUUCGUCAUGCCACGUAUGUUCAGCAGUAGCACAAGUGAAAUCCGAAGGAUGUUCUCUUCAAAAACGAAGAGUGCUGAAGAACAAAGCACAUAUGAAAAGGAGAGGAUUGCACAUGCAAAGCGGAUAAUAAAACCAUUCAUCUUGAGAAGAGUAAAAGAUGAGGUCCUUAAACAACUACCUCCCAAAAAAGAUCUCAUUGAAUUAUGUGCCAUGUCUGAGAAACAGGAACAAUUGUACUCUGAUCUAUUAAACAAGUUCAAGAAAACUGUUAACAGUAAUGAGAAAAACUCUGAUAUGGGAAAUGUAAUGAUGCAACUUAGAAAAAUGGCUAAUCACCCUCUCCUGCAUCGUCUGUAUUACACGACUGACAAGCUCAGGACAAUGUCCACGCUUAUGCUCAAGGAACCCACACAUUGUGAUGCUAACCCUGACCUUAUCUUUGAAGAUAUGACAGUAAUGACAGAUUUUGAGCUGCAUCUGCUUUGUAAGCAAUAUUCUCACGUCAGUGACUUCAAGUUAGACAUGGAUCAGAUCUUGGAUUCUGGAAAGUUUAGAGCACUGGAACGCAUUCUCUCUGACCUUAAAGAGAAGGGAGACAGAGUUGUAUUGUUUAGCCAAUUUACCAUGAUGCUGGAUAUCCUAGAAGUUUUCCUAAAACAGUGGCAACAUAGAUAUAUUAGGUUGGAUGGAAAAACACAGAUUUCUGAUCGGAUACAUCUAAUAGAUCAGUUCAAUACAGAUAUGGGGAUAUUUGUAUUCCUCCUGUCCACCAAAGCUGGUGGCUUGGGAAUUAAUCUGACCUCAGCAAACGUUGUUAUUCUUCAUGACAUUGAUUGCAACCCAUACAAUGAUAAGCAAGCAGAAGACCGUUGCCAUAGAGUAGGCCAGACGAGAGAAGUAAAAGUCAUAAAGCUAAUCAGUAAGGGGACUAUUGAAGAAUCCAUGCUCAAAAUUAGCCAGCAGAAAUUGAAGUUAGAACAAGAUAUGACUGCAGUAGAUUCAGAAGAAGAAGGAGCCAUUCCAGCAGAUAUAGCCACACUAUUAAAAGCUUCAUUAGGUCUCUAAAAUGUAAACAUGUUGUGGAAUUCAAGGAAGAAAGGUGAUGUUCUACCCCAAGGACUCUUACAUUACUGAUGACCAUGAGUUUUAUGAACAUUUAUAACUUUUUGUAAUUCCUUUAUUGUAUUCCUUCUGGUAUUGAAAAUUUUUAACACCGAUAGCAUUCUUUUGAUGCUUAAAAACAUAAGUGGCCCAAAUGUGCCAACAUCAGAUGCUGAAUAAACAUUAUUUUACGGAUCACUUCUCAAAACGGGGACCUAAGUAGUAAUUGUUUUACUAAAUCCGCUACUGCUUAAGAUUUGUCAGUAUUUUUGUAAUUAUUUCUACCUCCAAAUAUAUAUAUAUAAAAACUGUCUGUUUCACUGGAUUACACGUGUAGAUUUUUUUAUAUGUGCCUUAUUUGACAAUGCUCGAGUCUGUUUCUGCUUGUUUUGGUUCAUUUGAUGUACCGUACUGGUUUUGUAUCAACUUGUUCAAAUAAAAUUCCAUAGAUU
Messenger RNA from Antrostomus carolinensis (chuck-will's-widow), 2954 nucleotides. It is a transcript of the gene SMARCAD1, whose product is annotated as SNF2 related chromatin remodeling ATPase with DExD box 1. The annotation marks the transcript as partial. Gene Ontology annotation, molecular function: ATP binding; ubiquitin binding. The transcript has 19 exons. The record is from RefSeq and is a predicted model, not a curated record. NCBI's taxonomy places the organism in Eukaryota, Metazoa, Chordata, Aves, Caprimulgiformes, Caprimulgidae.